GAAGAAGAGGAGGAAGAGGAAGAAGAGGAGGAGGAGGGUGACGCCGAGAGGCGCUGCAAAGCGAGCAAACUGGAGCUGGACGAGCGAAUGGAGUCGCUCGCCGAGCGUCGAAUAAUCUUCACCGGGCAGAUGCGCUUCCCGGAACUUGGGCUUCACGGCGUGGACAGCCAGACGGACGGUUUCCAGGACGUCGGCUUCUUGAGCGGUCUGACCAAAUGGUCGCCCCCCUGCGGACAGACGCCCGAUCUGCGGCUGGCCGCCGACAAGUUCCUUCCCGGCCUGCAGCAGUCAAGUCUCCUUUCAGCCGCCGUGGCUGCCGCCGUUGCUAUGCCGGGCAAAUCGAUGGGCGGUCUCGUCUACUCCAUGUCCGCGUCGGCGUCGCCGUCGUCGUCGUCACCACCGCCUCCGCCAACCUCGCUGCCAGCGCCGCCUUCUACGCCUCCGCUCAGCUCAAGUCCGUCGUUGUCGGCCGGCGGGGGCGUCCUGUCGCCGUUGCAUCUCACCCCCCUCGGGCCAGCCUCGUGCGGGCCGCAUUCGCGAGGCCUUCGGCUGCCGGACGAGACCGGACCCUUCGACUUGGAGCAGCGCAGCAGCGGCGUCGUCCACCAUAAGCCCAUCUCCACCCCCUCCACCAUCUCCACCACCUCCACUGCGUCCGCCACCUGCACCACUUCUGCCGCCCCCUCCAUGCCCCCGAAGCCGGCCUCGACCGGCAGCCCGGCCGGCCUGUACGCGUCCGGCGCCUACUCCGCCGCACAGACAAGCCCUCCGCUGCCUAACGACGCGAGAACCUCGCCCAGACCGACCAACGGCCUCAGCCUCUCCUCGAUGGCGCCCCACCUCUCGGCCCAUUUGGCCGGUCUGCAAGACUUUGUCAGUCCUGCCGGAGGUAGCACCGCCCCCACCACCACCACGACCACCACCACGACCACCAUUACCAAUAAUAAUAAUCAUCAUAAUCAUAAUAAUAAUAAUAAUAAUCAGAACAACAACAAAAAUGAAGACACCGGCAGCCACAACAAAGACAGCAGCCCUUUCCCGCGAUUUGCAAAGCAUUCGGCAGAUGCGUCUGCGCUAUCCGGUCGACAGGCGGGCGAGGCCGCGGAGAUUGAGUUGAAGGCGUGUCCGGCGUCCGGAAUGGGCGGACGAGAGGACGAACUGGUGCUGUCCAUCGGCGAGGCCGGCUCUCCGCAACUGCACACCUUCCCCUUCCUCCCGGCGCCAGGCCUGCUGAUGCCGGCCGAGGCUGCCGGCAUGUCGGAGCACCAGUUCCAGACUCAUCUGCACCAGCAUCAACAACACCAACAUCACCUCCACCACCACCAC
Messenger RNA from Protopolystoma xenopodis, 1326 nucleotides. Lineage: Eukaryota; Metazoa; Platyhelminthes; Monogenea; Polystomatidea; Polystomatidae. The record is from the annotation of a GenBank genome assembly.